AUGGCCGCAGCCCGGCUCGUCACCUGGGGGCUGCUCCUGGCCGCCGGGGUCCCCACUGCGACCGGCCGCCCCCCGCUCCGGGGGACGGUACCGGCCGCGGGGGACCCCAGCUCCUCCUGGGGACGCCGCCGGCCGGACUCAGCCCCCCCGGGGGACACGUCCGGGGAGCUCAGCGGCGCCGGGGACCCGGACGGCGAGCGCUGGGCGGACGCCGGCCCUGUGCGGUGGUCCCGACCGCUGCCGGCGGGGGCUGUGACCGGGACGCCUGUGCCGCCGGGCGGUGGCCCGGCCCCGGACGGCGUGGAGGAGCCCUUCAUCACCUGGCACGGACAGGAGGCCGAGGGCCCGGGCAGCCCCCGGAUGGAGACCGCAGUGCCCCCCACGGCGGCACCCAUGGAUGUGGGACGUGGCUCCCUAGGACCAGGCCACGGCUCGUCCGUCGCGAGGACCACCAGCCCCCGGCCGACCGUGUCCACCAUCGCCCCGUGCCAUGUGCCAGGUUUGGCCGAGGCCGGUGGCCCGGCAGCCCGUGGGGUCCCGCCGGGCCCCUCCGCCGGCCACCCGCGCUCGCUGCCUGGCACCGGGGCCGCCACGCCGGGGGCAGCGGGGCGGGCGGCCCCGGAGGGCACCGCUGAGACCUGGACCCUGGGGCUCCCGGCCCACCAGCGGAGCACGCGAAGGGCCCCGCCGGGCACCGCGCCGCCGGGCACCGCGCCGCCAGGAACGCGGCCGCCUGGGGCCGCCCGGCAGCCGGCCCUCAGCACCAGCCCCGCGGCGCUGGCCGCCCCCGGGACUCCGCACGCAGGGACGGCGCCCGAGGAGGAGCCGGGCUCCCCGCAGCGCGUCCGGGGCGCCAUGAGCCCCCCGAAUGCCACAGAGGCGGCCGUGCCCGCCGCAGGGACGCCCGGCCCCAGGCGCUCAGACGCCGCCGGGAUGCGGCCGCCCGGCCCCAGCACCGCGGCACCCUCCUCCACGUGGCGCCGCGGGCUCAUCCGGGUGACGACGCAGCGAGCCCUGCCGCGUCCCCCCGCGCCGGAGCGGGGCCCCGGCGUGCCGCCGGCGGCGCCCGAGCCCGGCGCGCCGUGCACGGCUUGCGGCGUGCCGCGGGGCAACGGCACGGGGCCGCGCUGGGCCGAGCUGCGGCGCGCGCUGAGCUUCGCCUGGGACGCCCAGGUCUACGGCUCGGCCGCCCUCUUCCUGCUGCUCGGCCUGGGCUGCCUCGCCGGGCUGCUGGGCGCCCCGGCCCUGAGCCCCCCGCACCUGCCCCACGUCCUGGUCGCCCACGGGCUACUGCUGGCCGCCAGCGUGCUGCGGGCCGCCUUCCUGCUGCUGGACCCCUACGGGGCGCGGGGCCGGCUGCCGCCGCGCGCCGUGCUGCUGCUGGCCACGGCGCCCUUCCCGCUGCUGCUGGGCGCCUUUGCCGCGCUGCUGCAGCGGCUGCAGCGCCUGGCGCAGCUCGGGCUGCUGCCGCCGCCGCUGCGGAGCCUCCCGGCGCUGGGGGCCGCGGUGGCGGUGCAGAGCGCGGCGCUGGCCGCCGCCGACCUGCUCCCGGCCCGGCUGGGCCCGGCGGCGCUGGGGCUGCACGUGCUGGGCUGCGCCGCGGGGGCCCUGCUGCUGCUGGCGGGGCUCUGGGGGUGCCGGCGGGUGCUGCGGGGGCCCGGCAGCGAGGCGCCGGGGCUGCGGCGGGGCGCCGGGGCGCUGGCGGCGGCGGCGGCGCUGGGGCUGCCCUGCUGCGGGCUGCAGCUGUACGGCGCUGCGUGGCUGCGGGGCGCCGCGGGGCCGCCCGGGCGCUUCUCCUGGCCCUGCUGGGCCGCCCAGCUGGGGCUGCGGGUGGCCGAGCUGGCCCUGGCCCUGGCCCUGCUGGCCGCCGCCGCCGAGCCGCUGUGCCGCCGCGGUGCCGCCGCCGGCCCCGGGCACUCCUGCUGGGCCAAGGCGCUGCGGUACUUCUGCGCCGGCCGCAAGGCCGCGGCGCCCGAGUACCCCAACAACUGCUACGACUGGGCCGGCGCUGGCGCCGAGCGGGCGCCCGCCAGCGACAUCAGCAAGAGCCUCAUCCGCAACGCGGCCGAGCAGCUGCCGCUACGGGCGCUCAAGGACAGCAACGAGGCCUGGGCGGCCGGUGCCGCGCCGGGACUCAGCCCCAAGUGCCCCAACGCGGCGGUGGCGGCGGCGGUGGCGCGGCCGGGCGGCAGCCUGCGCUCGGAGCCCGGCUCGGCCGCCUCGCUGGGCGAGCUGGCCUUCCGCCCGCCGUCGCCCAUCGACCUGCGCCGCAGCAUCGACCAGGCGCUGUGCCGCCAGCACCUGCUGCGCGACGGCCUCUUCGGGCGGCCACGGCGCCGCUCCGGCUCCGGCUCGGGCUCGGGCUCGGGCUCGGUCCUGGGCUCGGGCGGGCUGCUGCGCUGCAGCUCGCUCACGGAGCUGCCGGCGGCCCGGCCGCCCGCCCUCGCCGCCGCCUCGGCCAGCUCGCUGGAGAGCGGCUCGCUGCACAUCAGCUGGAACCCCUGGCGCCACGGGCUCUCCUCGCCCGAGAGCCCGCCGCCCGCCGGGGCGCCCAGCCGCGCGCCCCUCCUCGCCCGCCCCGCCGCCGAGCGCGACGCCCGCCGCGGCUUCCUGGCGCUCGGCGCGCGGCUCGACUCCCGCAGCCUCUCCAGCGACACCAUCGAGCUGUGAGCCGCCCCCCCCCGUCCC
Molecule: messenger RNA, 2688 nt
Organism: Rhea pennata
Lineage: Eukaryota; Metazoa; Chordata; Aves; Rheiformes; Rheidae
Gene: PRRT3
Product: proline rich transmembrane protein 3
Exons: 4
Coding region: 1-2670 (889 amino acids)
Source: RefSeq, a predicted model, not a curated record